GUAAGUGGUCCCGAGGUACUUUGUGAAAUCCAGGGGCAUAUAAACAAUGAUCUUGAAGACGGCCACACCAACCUACUCCUAGAAGUCCACAACACCAUCUCCCGAAUCUCAGACAAUUAUACCUGAGCCACGCACGGUCCCCCCAGUAUUCUUUCUACCUUACCAUCCAAUCCUGACAUGGCACCGCGUUCCCGUGUCUGGCUCAUAACAGGCUGCUCCUCUGGCUUCGGCCUGCACUUGGCCCAAACUGCUGCCGCCCGCGGUGACCAUGUGCUCGCUACCUCGCGCAACCCGGACAAGAUCAAGGGUUUCGUAGACCAGCAGAACAUCAAGCUCGUCCGUCUUGACCACAACGAUGAGCUCCCCAAGAUCAAAGAAACCAUCAACGAUAUCAUUUCCGCCCACGGCUCCGUCGACAUCGUCGUCAACAACGCCGCCUACGUCCAAACGGGCACCAUCGAAGAAGCCUCGCCAGACGACACCCUCCGCCAGUUCCAAGCCAACCUCUUCGGCCCGCUAAACCUCUACCGCGCCGUGCUCCCCCACCUCCGCGGCCAAGGCCACGGCACGCUGGUCACCAUCGGCUCCAUGGCGGCCUGGUACCCGAUGGCCAGCGGCAACUUGUACAACGCCUCCAAGGCGGCGCUACGCUGGGCGGCGCUGGGGCUGGCCGACGAGGUGCGCGGGUUCGGCAUCCGGCACUGCCUCGUCGAGCCGGGCUUCUUCCGCACGGGGCUGCUCACGCCGGGCGCCAACCUGGCGGGCACGCCGCCGACGACGCGCCUGGCCGAGUACGACGAGAUCAACCGGGUGGCGGAUGGCAACUUUCGUCUAUUUGACGGCAAGCAGCUAGGGGACCCGGUGAAGGGCGCCGCGGUCAUCUACGAGGUCGUCACGGGGACGGGGGUCGCGGAGGGCAGGGCCCUGCCCGAGUUUCUGCCGCUCGGGAGUGACGCCACCGGUGAGAUUUCCAAGGCCGCGCGAAAGACGUUGGAAGAGGUCGAAGAAUGGCAGUCUGUUAGCGUGUUGACGGACUUUCCUCAGGGGCAGUAGGUAGGCAAGGGGCCAUGACCGUGCUGGGUAGAUGAUGGGUUCAAAAUAAGGAGCGUUAAAACAAUAAAGAAAGAAACCAGUGCCAGCGGGGACAGGUACCACACGGCAUAGUUCUUUCUUUGUAUAUUGGGGUCCUGUUCCGCACCCAUUCCCAUGCGACCUUUGAAGUGUACCCUUCAUGCAUUGUGGCGUGGGUUUGGUGUCCCCUUGUUCCGGCUCUGACUAGUAACAGUUUCUCUCUUACACCAUUAGGAUACCC
Chaetomium fimeti is the source of this 1312-nucleotide messenger RNA. RefSeq lists its product as uncharacterized. The transcript has a single exon. The coding region runs from base 178 to 1053 and encodes 291 amino acids. The record is from RefSeq and is a predicted model, not a curated record. NCBI's taxonomy places the organism in Eukaryota, Fungi, Ascomycota, Sordariomycetes, Sordariales, Chaetomiaceae.